AUGUCCGGCGAGUCCCUCCCGAUCUCUCCGGCCGCCUUCGCCGAAGCCAUCCAAGAGCUACCCCUCCCCGUCCUCUACGCCAAGGUCUCCGAGAUCCGAAAUUCGAUCGCCCACCUCCAUCGCUCGAACGCAGAACUUCAGACCUUCAUCGACGAGUCGUGUGAGAGUGACACUGAAAAGCGAGAGCUGGAGAGCUAUAUCACAGAGAAUAAAGAUGUGCUCACAUCUAUGAUGGAAAGGGUCACGCUACUCAAAACGGAGGUCGAGAAUCGCGGGCAACAGUGGAUCGAGCUGGACGAGAUAAAGGAGACAAAUGGCGAUUCACAUGAGGCUCCUGCGCAUCCAAGUCAGACAAAUGCUGCCUCGACGACGGAAAAUGCUUCCGGGGAUACAGAAGGCGGGGGACAAGAGGAAGAGGAAGGUGUUUAUUUGUAG
Messenger RNA from Aspergillus aculeatus ATCC 16872, 435 nucleotides. RefSeq lists its product as uncharacterized. The transcript has a single exon. The coding region runs from base 1 to 435 and encodes 144 amino acids. Gene Ontology annotation, molecular function: protein-macromolecule adaptor activity. Gene Ontology annotation, biological process: proteasome regulatory particle assembly. NCBI's taxonomy places the organism in Eukaryota, Fungi, Ascomycota, Eurotiomycetes, Eurotiales, Aspergillaceae. The record is from RefSeq and is a predicted model, not a curated record.